UAUGUGGAUAUUUGGUAAAGGAGAGUGAUUUCUCAAUGAUGGGGGUGUGUCCAGAGGGAGAGAGGAAUAUAAGAGGACAUCGCAUCCUAGAGGUCUUCACAGCAUCUUGAAUCUUGCCUGUUCUUCAUCUUCAUCUUCUUCACUUGUUGAGGUCAACCACCAACUCAAGAUGCCUCAGACCCAAAUGGAAAGAGCUUUGGAGGACAUCAUCAACCAAUUCCAUGCAUUUUCUGCACGCGUUGGGCAUUUUGACACCCUCACCAAGAAGGAACUGUCUCAGCUGAUUCACAAGGAGUUUCCCAACUGGUUGAAGGAUCAAAAGAACCCCAAGGCAAUUGAAGAAUUGUUCAAGAAGCUGGACCAAAACAAGGAUCAACAACUCUCCUUUGGAGAAUUCAUGGUCUACGUCUGCCAAGUGGCCAUUGCUACUCAUGAGCACAUCCACCACGAACACCCCCACGACCACGACCACGACCACACACACGGCCACUAAGUGCCUUAAAGAUGGCCAAGAAGUCUGGAGAAGCAACCGAUCUUCUCUGAUGGUCCCCGAAAAGGGCUGCUGAACAGCUUGUGAAAAUAAAGUUAAAGUUCCAAAGA
This is a messenger RNA of Sceloporus undulatus (fence lizard), 600 nucleotides long. Its product is annotated as protein S100-A12-like. The coding region runs from base 170 to 493 and encodes 107 amino acids. Gene Ontology annotation, biological process: endothelial cell migration. NCBI's taxonomy places the organism in Eukaryota, Metazoa, Chordata, Lepidosauria, Squamata, Phrynosomatidae. The record is from RefSeq and is a predicted model, not a curated record. Gene Ontology annotation, cellular component: cytoplasm; extracellular exosome. The transcript is spliced from 3 exons. Gene Ontology annotation, molecular function: calcium ion binding.